AUGGGUUCUUCAGACAGCUUAGCACCAAGAGAUGCUAAAAUAAUCUCAUUAAUUCUGAGAUCUGUUGGAAUUGAAGAGUGCGAACCAAAAGUGAUCCUGCAGUUCUUAGAAGUAGCAUACAAAUAUUUUAUUGAAGCCCUAGAAGAUGCGAUGUUAUACGCAGAGCAUGCAGGCAGAACAACUCCAAAUGGUGCAGAUAUUAAACUGGCAAUUCAAACAAAAGUGGGAAAGUAUUUUGUUCCUCCUCCUCCCAGACAAUUUAUGCUGGAAAUAAGUUCAAGAAUAAACUCUAAACCACUCACUGUAUUAGAAACAUCUAACCUCAUAAGAAUUCCUGGUGAGAAAACAAGCCUGUUAGAGCUGUACUAUGCCACAAUAAGAAAGGAUGAAACCCGAAAAAGGAAGAAAUAA
Molecule: messenger RNA, 411 nt
Organism: Nematocida parisii ERTm1
Lineage: Eukaryota; Fungi; Microsporidia
Product: transcription initiation factor
Exons: 1
Coding region: 1-411 (136 amino acids)
Biological process (GO): RNA polymerase II preinitiation complex assembly; DNA-templated transcription initiation
Cellular component (GO): transcription factor TFIID complex; SAGA complex
Molecular function (GO): RNA polymerase II general transcription initiation factor activity; transcription coactivator activity; protein heterodimerization activity
Source: RefSeq, a predicted model, not a curated record